UAUUGUGCUUAUCUGGACAUACACAAUUCCUUGGGCCUUAAUGCCACUAAUGCAUGUUUGGGGUCGAUUUGUGCCAGAAGGUUUUUUGACGAGCUGCAGUUUUGAUUAUUUGACAGAUACGUCGGAAAUACAAUACUUUGUGGCCACAAUAUUCACCUUUUCCUAUUGUAUACCAAUGGUCCUCAUCAUAUAUUAUUAUAGUCAAAUUGUCAGCCAUGUUAUUAGUCACGAGAAAGCUCUUCGUGAACAAGCAAAGAAGAUGAAUGUCGAAAGUUUGAGAAGCAACGCCGGUACGAAUUCUCAGACUAUGGAAAUACGUAUAGCCAAGGCUGCGAUAACAAUCUGCUUUCUCUUUGUUCUGUCGUGGACUCCAUAUGGCGUUCUCGCGAUGAUUGGUGCUUUUGGAAAUAAGGCAUUAUUAACUCCCAGCGUCACAAUGAUACCGGCAUGCACAUGCAAAUUUGUGGCUUGCUUGGAUCCAUAUGUAUAUGCCAUAAGCCAUCCAAGAUACAGGUAAACAAAAGUGAAGAAUUCUGUUUUUCUUUUCUUUUUAUCUUAAAUCAUAUAUCAUAAGAUAUCUGAUCUACUAAUGCAGCUUAUGAUUAUAAUUAUAAUAUUAUAGUAGAGGAUGUUGCAUAUAAUAUACUUUACGGAAAAUGAUUUUGCAGUAGUAUUUGUUUAAACUUUGGGACUUUUGAUUAACGUUCCAUAAAAAUUACAAGAAUUAUGAAUUAAAAAAUAUGAACAAACAUUAGAAAACAAUUUUCGUAAAAUAUGUGCGGAGUUUUUUGAUAGUUC
Molecule: messenger RNA, 798 nt
Organism: Wasmannia auropunctata (little fire ant)
Lineage: Eukaryota; Metazoa; Arthropoda; Insecta; Hymenoptera; Formicidae
Product: opsin, ultraviolet-sensitive-like
Exons: 2
Coding region: 41-517 (158 amino acids)
Biological process (GO): visual perception; G protein-coupled receptor signaling pathway
Cellular component (GO): membrane
Molecular function (GO): G protein-coupled receptor activity
Source: RefSeq, a predicted model, not a curated record